AUGACAUUGAACACUUGGGACAAUCACUUCAUUUGCUUCUCCCCGAACUCCAUCCAUGCGCUGCGCAACACCUCAGAGCUAAUGGAGGGAGCAUCCCAUGAUGACUGUGGCUCGACCCGCUUUUUACUGGAUCGUGACAGUGGGUGGAUAGUUGGGCCCAAAGAUCGGCUGUUAUUCUGGGUGCCACCCGCUUCUCGCCACCCAUUUUAUAGCCCUCAGACUGCAUUGGUGAUACCUAGAGGAGGUGCUGAGCUUGAUUUGAGCCGCAUGGCACAUGGACAACAUUGGCAGAGGUGUCGAGAGGAGAUUUCAGAUACAAUUUAGACGCGACAGCAAUUGUACAGUGUAUCAUACAUUGUAUUCUAUUCUAUACCUAACAUCCAGUCCACGAGCGAACCAUUUAUUGAAGAGCUGACUGCGUGACUC
Suillus fuscotomentosus is the source of this 426-nucleotide messenger RNA. RefSeq lists its product as uncharacterized. The transcript has 2 exons. The annotation marks the transcript as partial. Lineage: Eukaryota; Fungi; Basidiomycota; Agaricomycetes; Boletales; Suillaceae. The record is from RefSeq and is a predicted model, not a curated record.